AUGUCCGACCCAGCCGAGCAUGCUGGUCUGCCUCCGAGCGGCCCCGCUCCUGCUGGUCCCCGUAGUGGCCGUGGUAAACGGCUCACGGCCUUGGAAGAGUCCGCUCUCUUGGACCUAUGCAAAGUGCGUACGAAGGGUGGCUGCUUCGCCGACCAGCCCAAGCGGUUCUGGCGCGAAGUCUCGCAGGCAUUUGAGAAAGAAACCGGUCGACCUUAUUCGUGGCAGUCGUGCCGCCGUCGCAUGACCAAGUUGGAAGGAGAUGCCAAUUUCCAGCACACUUAUGUCCCUUCGCGCACUUCGCCCGUCCCAGCGGAGCCCUCUCAACCCACCUCCGCCCUCGACUCCACCAAUGACGAGAGUGCUAGUGGCUUUGGUGAUGAUGACGAUGGUGGCCUUCCUCCAGCGGUUUCUUUCGUGAGAGAAAGUCUCCACCGUCACGAUGAUCCCGGGGAGCGCGCAGUGAAUCAAACCUGUAUCAGCAUCGUCAAUGAAAGUGUGGAAAACUUGGACAUCAAGUUGCAAACCUUCGGCCCGACAGUUUUCAAAGACCUGUAUGAGCUGCGUAAAGUCCAAAAAGCAUUUUUCGACUUCAAAAAUGAGUUUGAUAUGGCUUUGGAGAAGGUCAAACGUGGUCAGGAAGAGGGGCGUCUGUAA
Messenger RNA from Penicillium brasilianum, 654 nucleotides. The record is from the annotation of a GenBank genome assembly. NCBI's taxonomy places the organism in Eukaryota, Fungi, Ascomycota, Eurotiomycetes, Eurotiales, Aspergillaceae.